GGCGUACGAAAGAUGGGUCAGGCGUUUCGUCGAGCAUCUGGAAGAUUCCAAGCUCCUUCUGCUGCUGAUACGAUGCCGUCGAAACUCAAGAGCGGCUUCGAUCGGAGGCCUCCACCUCCUGGCAAGCCGGAGAUCACGAAGUCCGGCGAACAAGAUGCAGUGGAAGCGGGUAAUCGUCCUAGGAUUAAUGCUGACAACGUCUUGGAAGAAAGAGAUCCUAAAUUUGAUUCUAUGCUUGGUCAAAUGGUUGGUAGAAUUACAUCAAAGCCUGGAGGGAAACUUGAGAUGGGCGAGGCUGUGGUACAGAAAUAUAAGAGGCCUAUGCCAAAACUGCGAAACACAAAUCUGGAAUCUGGCAGGUACGAGGAAAGGCCUGUUCCUUCAGGCACCUUAAAUGUGGCACAGUUAAGGCAUGUCAUCCUCCUUCAUGAAGGCAAGGCUGAUGAUCACGACGGACGAAUGGAUGUCCAGCAGAUUGCUGAAAGAUUCCAGGUUGAUAAUGUGCAGAUUCAAAAGAUCUUGCAGUUCCUAUCACUCCCUCUUGAAGAUAUCAAUAGAGAAAAGAACAGACCGGGAAGCUGAGUGACCUUGAGAGAACUAUUGACAGAGCCAGUUCUAAACAGGUUUGAAGACUAAAUGGGGUCUUACCCUUUGGAAAAUGAUUAAAAUCUUCCACAGAAGCUCGAAUGUGAUACUGUGAAUCUGAGGUGUUUAUCGACUUCUAGGCGACUGUGUUGUUCUGUUAUCACGGAAAAGCCCAAGUACUUGAAUUUUGUUAGGAUUAUUUCCAUGUCCAGAAAAGUUGGUCAUAGUCAUGGAUAUUUCAUCUAGGGGGAAGUUUUAACGACCCGCAAACCAAUGUUUGAUUUCGUGUUCGUUCAUUCUUCAGGCUUAUAAUGCCAAGGAAUCUGACUCGAGCUGUGCUUUCAGGAGAAUAAGAAACGAGGGAGUUUUGCCUGGCAACAUAUCGUGUGUUGUUUGCUUUGUAUUUACGUAAAGAUUCUUGGAUAAUUAGUCUUGCCGCCAACAGGUUGAGCGUCCCUGUCCACCCAUAUGCAAGGGUGGUUAAUUUUCUU
This is a messenger RNA of Neltuma alba, 1076 nucleotides long. RefSeq lists its product as uncharacterized. The transcript is spliced from 3 exons. Lineage: Eukaryota; Viridiplantae; Streptophyta; Magnoliopsida; Fabales; Fabaceae. Bases 13 to 582 code for a protein of 189 amino acids. The record is from RefSeq and is a predicted model, not a curated record.